Molecule: messenger RNA, 348 nt
Organism: Trichoderma gamsii
Lineage: Eukaryota; Fungi; Ascomycota; Sordariomycetes; Hypocreales; Hypocreaceae
Exons: 1
Coding region: 1-348 (115 amino acids)
Source: RefSeq, a predicted model, not a curated record
AUGUUUCAGAAGACUAGAAUACUUUACUACGUGAUUAAUAUGCCUCUGUCAAACGAUGAAGCCUUACAAAAGACACCCCAAAAGACAAGCGAACAAGACAGCCAUCAGUCAGCUGCUCAAGCCGGACUCAAGUGGGGUAAAAGUCCCAAGAUAGAUGAGCAACCUUCAGACAUACCAGACGACCACCCCGUCCAUAACAUCCCACUCAAAGAGCAAGAGAAGAUGAGGCAGAAGGGAGUCAAUCCUGUAUUGAAAGCAGAGAUGGAUGAAGCAAUGGGUAAAGGACAGCCAGGAGGGAAGUUUUGGAAGAGAUACGGCACUACAAGUAUGGGCCCGUGGAUGGUAUAA